Closterium sp. Yama58-4 is the source of this 1440-nucleotide messenger RNA. Lineage: Eukaryota; Viridiplantae; Streptophyta; Zygnematophyceae; Desmidiales; Closteriaceae. The record is from the annotation of a GenBank genome assembly.
AUGGCCGCUCUCGCGCGUCAGGUCGACGUCGCCUCCACCUCUCGUCUCGAUUCCGAAUCCGACGUUCCAGUGUUCUUGGCGACGCGCAAAUCGCUCUUUCCCAGGCCUCCUUCUCCCACACGAGUCCUCUCUAACCCCGACCUCGCCGACAGGAUCUCCCGGGUCCCGUCCGCACGAAUCCUUACCGCCGCGUGGAGAUCCCAGAUGGUCGAUUCGAUCGCCACGUGGCAGUCCUGGGAGCUGCCAGUUCCUUCCGAACACAGCUUCUGGUCUCACGGCGCAGCAGCUGCAGCUGAUUCUGCUGACGUGGCAAAGCUGCGGACUCUCCGCUGCGCAGACGCAGGUUGGGCUCCGUCGCUCCUCGCCAUGCUCGCUGUACAGCCGCCGUCCGGCGCGGUGUGCAAUUUAAUCUCCCGCCAGUUGCACCCGCUGCUGCUCUGGGACGACUGGAUGAAGCGACACGGCUCCUCAGAUGAGUUUACCGCCUUAGCGUCCGUGUUUCGCGCUCAGGAGAGGCUGGUUGCGGCGACAUUGCCAGCCUCUGGCGACGAGCAGCAAGCGACGGUGAGCGACGACUCGUUGGCGUUCCCGAAGCGGCUCGACGCGAAGUUUCCUCUAAAGAAAAAGGCGUUCUGCGACUCGUUAUCCGCGCUACGGAAUGAAGCCGCGGGUUCCAGCAAGUUCUGGCUGGCGCGGUAUCUACGCAGUCUGCAGCAGUACGCUCUUGUCGGCUUGCCGCUUCACCAGACGGUUAAGCGGCAGGCAGCAGCCGGCGACAGCCCCUCCCUUGAUGAUUAUCUCCUGUACCGCGCUGCCACCUCCCCCGCAAUUCCCGCCGCCUUUCUCGCCGCCGCGUCGCGCAACCUCCCUCCCGUGUCUGACAGCACGCUCGAGUCGCUCGUCCUCCCUCUCCUCUUCGUCGGCUCCGCGUUUUCCGCUCUGAAAGGCGACUCGCUGCUGGAGCGGCGGCGCCGCCUGCACGAAUCCGCGUCGCUACUAGCAUCGCUCCUAUUCGACGCCGAAACCGGUUCAUUGCUUCUGGACACCAUCGAAGCUGCUUUUGUCCAGAUGGCGGCGAAGGUUGAGAAGGAGGCGAAGCGGUUGCAGCUGGCGUCGGAACGUGUCGCGGUUUCUUCGUUCGUGCAGCUUCUCAGAAGCGUCGUCCACGGCGUGAGCCUAUGGCAGGGCGCCGCGUGGCGGUUCCGGGACCUCACGGCUGCUCCUGCAGGCGCUUCGGUUGAGAGCUACUCCGAGGGCGUCGUAUAUGCUAGCGAGUCGGACUCUGAUAGCGAGGAUGAGUGGGGUAGCAGCGGUAGCCGGCGCAGCAGCCACAGCAGCCUGAGCAGCAUGAGCAGCAGUGGCAGCUUGAGUGGUGCAGAGGUGCCUCAGUGGAUUCUGGAGCAGAUCGAAUCAGCCUCUGCACGCUUCGCUGCCCAAUGA